AUGCUGGCGCGGCCGCGCGGCAGCCGCGCGGAGGGCGCCGCAGCGGCGGCGGGACUGCAGCCUGGCGCGCGGGUGCGCGUGCUCCAGGGUCGGCAGUUCGACAACUUCCGCGGUGGGGACUGCGGCGUGGUCGCCGAGGUCGACAGUGAGGCCGGCACCUGCCGCGUGAUGUGGGACGACAGGCGGCGGGAGCCGACCCAGGUGCGGCCCCGCCCUGGCAGAGACACCAGAGGCGGUGCCGCCCCUGCCGCGGGAGGACCGACGACGGCGCAGAGGCCGCGGACGCACCCACGCGGCAGCAGCAGCAGCAGCAGCAACAGCAGCAGCAGCAGCAGCCAGCCAGUCCGGCGUGGCGCGGCGCGAUGCCCCAGCGCCUUGCGGCCAUCUCGCCCGGGAGAGGAGAGCGGGCGGCGGAGCGCCGCCGCCCUCGCAGGGACCUCCCGCGGCGGAGACGCCGACCUCCCGCACGGUGAAGAGCAAGGUGCUGGCCGAGAUGGUGCUCGCCGCGGAGGGGCAAAAAGGCUGCCAGGAGGACGGCCUUGGCCCGCGCGCUGCGGCCGCCGAGUGCCGCGGCGGCGGCGCCUGCCGCCAGGGCGCAGGCGCGGGGCUGGACGGCCACGGCGGCCUCGGGCCCGCGGCCGCCGCGAUGGAGGAGGUGAUGCAGCGGCUGCGGCUGGUAGACCUCCGGCUCGACGGGCUGGACCAGCGGGUGCGGUCGGCGGAGGGCGCCCGCGCCUCGUCCGCGGAGGCGUCGGCGCUGGAGACGAGGGAAUUCUGUGCACACGUGGAGGCCAGGCUCAACGAGCAGGUCGCGGCGCUGCGGGACGAGCUGGAGCGCAG
Molecule: messenger RNA, 840 nt
Organism: Prorocentrum cordatum
Lineage: Eukaryota; Dinophyceae; Prorocentrales; Prorocentraceae
Source: the annotation of a GenBank genome assembly